AUGGCAAACUUCAACUCUCAAAAUACGAACACUGGGAACGAUGGCCGUGGGGGGGCUUACUAUGUCCCCCAGCAAGAGAAUGUGUCAGAUUUCGACUUCUUGACCUAUAAUGGGGCCCCUAUCGGUCAAGUUCCAGGCUACCAAUAUCACUAUCAAUACGGAAACGUCACUCCUUAUUACCAAUACCCUCACGCAGUCGCACCACAGUUGUUUCAAAGACAACACCAACCUAUCACGAACCCGUAUCUUCCACAAUCAAGUAUCAAUGGGUACCCACCUUAUCCAGUACCAAGCCCACCGGUGUCAAAUGGUAGCAUACCAAGUCCUAUGGGGGCAUUUACACCCAACUAUCAAGCCGCACCGAGUCCUCAUAUCAGAGAACCGCCUGCCCCUAACCCCAUCCGCCAUGAUAUCCCACCUCCCGCUUUUCCUCCUCACCAAAAUCAACAUCGUCAUUAUCAACGUCAUCAACAGCCCCGUCAAGCAUCAGGAGGGAGAGUCACAAAAUUUGGGGGCAUUGCUAAUGGUCCGCGCCCUAACAAGGUCAUUCAAGUUCCAAAGCAGUCAGAGACCAAGCAGCCGGAAGUUGCGCAACCUGAAGUUACGCAGCCUGAAGUAACACAGCCUGAGGUUAUACAGCCUCAAGUUAUACAACCUGAGGUUAUACAACCCGAGACCACACAACCUCAGACCAUACAACCUGAGGCCAUACAACCUGAAGUUAUACAGGCUAAAGUUGUACAAGAUGAAGUUAACCAACCUCAAGCCAAACAACCCGAGUUCCAAAACCCCGAGAUCGACCUAUCGAAGAUUCCGGACGAUGACUUAGAAUUUCUGCCCAAUUUGCCAUUUAACAUGGGCCACAUCUGGCGCGCAACCCGACGGAUGGCGUUCGAACAGAAGCAAAAGGAAGCCAUGGAGGCGCUAGAGGAAGCCGAAAGCCAGACCCUGUUAGAAUCCGACGUGAUAAACUUACCACCAACAUCACCCCGAGUAUCACCACCAGAGCGACUUACGAUAGAUCCGGCGAAACUGAUGUUGAAUGCUCCUCAAACUGCACAGAUUACGCAGAACCCACAGCCUUCCGAGCCUUCACAGACCAUGGAGCCAGUACAAACCACGCAAACUAUAGAGAACAUGCAGGCUGCAGAGGCUGCGGAGGCUUCGCAGGCUUCUUCGCAGGAUGUAUCGUUUACGCACCAGCUUUCGUUCAAUCGGAUAGCGGUCAACAUCGGCACAAUCAACCAAGAUCACAGAGUCGUCGACGUGUACGCCAUGAAAAGGCAGUACGGCCAAAACAUCGAGUUCCGACUGGCGCCGUGCGGCUCGACCCUCGCCGAGAUCCGCGCCGGCGGCAUCGUUCGAUUCGAGAAGAUCGAAUUAAACAACUAUUUCAAGGAUCUGUCCAAAACCCAUGUCACCAUUCUGGUUAAACAACUCCUUGCUAUCGUUCCGGGUCAAAAUGAUGACUUGUUAAGAUGGUCGUAA
This is a messenger RNA of Annulohypoxylon truncatum, 1488 nucleotides long. RefSeq lists its product as uncharacterized. The record is from RefSeq and is a predicted model, not a curated record. Bases 1 to 1488 code for a protein of 495 amino acids. Lineage: Eukaryota; Fungi; Ascomycota; Sordariomycetes; Xylariales; Hypoxylaceae. The transcript has a single exon.